This is a messenger RNA of Thlaspi arvense, 351 nucleotides long. The record is from the annotation of a GenBank genome assembly. Lineage: Eukaryota; Viridiplantae; Streptophyta; Magnoliopsida; Brassicales; Brassicaceae.
AUGGAUUGGAGCAACGUGACGGCAGAAGAUCUGAUCGAAGCUCUCCGCGAAGUUGAUUGGUCGUCUCCUCCUCGCCCAAUCUCGGAAUUUUUCUCCAGGUUUACUGUGCCCCGAUCGUAUUCCAAGUGGAGCAGUCGCAUCAAGUGCAAUCUCUACUACUAUCGAACAAACUACUACAUCAUGGUUAUGUUCAUACUUGGGUUAGGAUUCCUGAGGAGGCCCCUUGCUAUUGUGGCUGCCGCCUUGACAGCGCUUACAAUUGCCUUUCUAAACGACAGGAUCAACGUUCUUGCAAUACUUCCAAGCUGGAUCACUGGUACUCUUACCAGUGCUCAUAUUAGAAUCCAAUGA